AUGUAUGGAGAUCAUGAACUCCACGAUUCAUAUUACCACCACACUUGCCUCAUCAUCCCCGAGCAAGAUGUGCUGGAGGCGGACAUCUCGGGGACCGGGUUCGCGAGUCGCAUCGCUCGCUGGUGGACCGACCUGUUCCUGCUGUCGUACACGUCGGGCAGGUCUACCGGCUUCUACAACAGCACGCAUGCCAUGAGGAUCGAGAGAUUCAAGCACUUCCGGAAAUACAAGAGUCGCAUCCAUCCGAUGAGCAAAUUCAGAAACUUUUGGGAUUGUCUGAUACUGCACGUGUUCAUCAUCAAUAAGAUUCUGUUCAGAUUCACGUCGACAUUCAUUUACGACGACUUAUCAAUCGGCCUGUUUUACCUCGGAGCUUUCCUUGAACUGAUCAUCAUAGUAGAUCUGUACGUCACCCUCAAAACUGGAUACAUAAACCACGAGACUAAGCGAGUGGUGUUAGACGCAGAACGGUGCCUCGUCAACUUCUGUAAAACGAAACUGUUCAUACAUUACGUGUCAGCCAUUCCUCUGCAUUGGUUCUUAUUAUUGAAGUACGGGUCGAAUGUAUCUUGCGGAUUGUGUAAAGCUAAUAAAUUCGUAAGUGUCUUAAAGAUUAUCAGCAUCUUCAGCCUUUACAGAGUGUGUGAAACAUCUUCGUACUGGAUUCAGAGAGGUCGCUUGACAAACAGGUCAUAUAUCUUCAAGUUCAUAAGGAUUGGGGCAAUCGGUAUAGUCACUCUAUGCCAGUUUUAUGACCUAAGUGACGUCGUUAUUUUAUGCGUGUUUAUGAACAAUGGCUUCGUCGAGAGAAACUCCAUGCUGGGCCUCAGAACAGCUUACAAGUAUAGUAAAAUGUUAGAUAAGCGGAUGCAUAACUUCGGGUUCGUAUUAUACGAUAUGAACAGGAUUUUUAAAGCUUUGAUUCUAUUUAGUCACGGAAUAAGAGAGAGAACUUAUUAUUUGGACAGACUCACUUCAUUGAUGGGAUACGUUCUUUCUAAUUUAUUUUAUUUUUGGACUUUAAUGGAGUGUUUGUAUUGGGUACACCGCCUUAUGUAUCCGAAAGAUUCAAUAAUGAGAUUGAAGACUAGAGCCAUGACGAUGAUAUCGUGUCGCCAGUUGUCUGAUGACUUAAGUUACAAAGUACUGCAGUAUCUGGACUUCAAACCAACAAAGUUCAAAGUUGUGGAAAAAACCAACGAGUUAUGGAAGACACUUCCGGAAGAAUUGAAGAAAGAAGCCAAGUUAUGUUGUUACUUGAGGACUAUAAUGCGAAUCCCUUUCUUCUGUGAUCUGUCGCUCCCUUUACUUGAACAGAUCACCAUGUUGCUGGAAGAGAAAAUAUUUUUACGUAAUGAUAUCGUCGCAGAGGCGCUGGAACAAGCCGAGGGCCUGAUGAUCAUAGACAACGGCGUCCUGGCGGUCUACUCCGAGACUCAGAAGGAGCAAGGACACCUUAUCGACGGCGAUCACUUCGGGGGACUGUCCUUGGUUACCGACAAAGAACUCUGCAUGUCCUUGGUUGUCGCUAUAACUGCUUCUAAAAUUCUACUGCUACAAAAGAACCAAUUUCGCAUGCUGAUGAGGGAUCACCCGCAGCAGUUCUCCCAAAUCAAAGCAUUGUUAAAGAAGACAUACAGCAACAGGACGGAAAACCUCAUCACUUCACGACGCGCGUCCGAUCUCAGCGAUCUGCCUGCCGAGAGAUACCCACACCCAUCGCUGCGGAAACUUUUGCAAAAUACUGACUCUUGAAGCUUCCAUCUUUUAAUAUACGAACAUGUAUUGUAUUCACAUUGUCACCAAACA
Messenger RNA from Helicoverpa zea (corn earworm), 1809 nucleotides. RefSeq names its product potassium/sodium hyperpolarization-activated cyclic nucleotide-gated channel 1-like. The record is from RefSeq and is a predicted model, not a curated record. The transcript is spliced from 4 exons. Gene Ontology annotation, molecular function: voltage-gated potassium channel activity. NCBI's taxonomy places the organism in Eukaryota, Metazoa, Arthropoda, Insecta, Lepidoptera, Noctuidae. Bases 1 to 1755 code for a protein of 584 amino acids. Gene Ontology annotation, biological process: potassium ion transmembrane transport; regulation of membrane potential.